This is a messenger RNA of Apaloderma vittatum (bar-tailed trogon), 3271 nucleotides long. It is a transcript of the gene TDRD1, whose product is annotated as tudor domain containing 1. The transcript is spliced from 23 exons. Lineage: Eukaryota; Metazoa; Chordata; Aves; Trogoniformes; Trogonidae. The annotation marks the transcript as partial. The record is from RefSeq and is a predicted model, not a curated record.
AGCCUGCUGAAGUGGUCUCCCUCAGGCCUCGGUUCUUGCCCCCUCAGAAACCAGUUGUCUGGGGGCCUGGGGCCUCGGGCCGUGGCUGCGUGGAGGAACCGAGCAGAGCAGGUCGGGCUUCCCCGGAGGGGAGAUUGAUCCAGAGCGGGGUCUCCUCCAGAGAGACACAACUCUUGGGAAUCCCGCAAGCUCAGUGUGUGCAGGUGGUGGUGGCCACUCCUGCUGGAAGGGAGAAAGGCUUGAUUCUGGGAGAUCGGAGACAGCUUGGAAGUUCCAUGGAAUGCCUCACAGGAAGAGGGAACUUGCUGUUAGGAGCUGCAGCUGAUAAGGGAAGUACUGACCCCUCAGAUGUUCACAGUGCAAGCAAGUGUACUAUUGCUCUGCAGAUUGUCAGAAAAAAGAUUGGCCGGCACAUAGUGUUUGGAAGUAGUAACAAUGAAGGCGAGUUACCUGCUAAAACCAAGAAGCUACAAGUUAAUUCGGCUUCUGUGGAUUCUCUCAAGACAGAACAGCACAUCAAGAAAAUAAUGCUUUCAGAUCUCCAGACUCUAGAGAUCAAAAAAGCUAUGGAAAUACAGGGUACAGUAACGAAGUUCAAGAGUCCGAGUGAGUUUUAUAUUCAGAUGAGUUCUCCAGAAGUAUUGGACCAGAUCGGUAAACUUUGUGUGAAACUGCAAGACCAUUACACUAGCACAGGUAUUGAAGAGCAAUAUAUUGCUGUCAAAGGGGAAGUCUGCAUUGCAAGAUGUUCUUUGGAUCAGACCUGGAACAGAGCACUGGUAAAAGAUGUGGAUAUAUUGCAAAAGAAAGCACAAGUAUUCUAUAUAGAUUGUGGAAAUGAAGAAAAUAUUCCACUCUCCUCGAUUAAAGCUCUGCACAGAGACAGUGACCUGUUGUUUCCUCCAUGUGCCAUUAAAUGUUCAGUUGCUAAUUAUGAUCCAAAAGAAGAAUGGAGUGAAGGCAUUGCCGGCUUUUUGUCUCAGCUCGUGGGAGAGCAGUGUUCAGUAACUGUUGUUGACGUAUUACAGGAGGAGAUGAUGUUGAAUUUUGCUGUAGAUGUUGUUCUUCCAGAUUUUAGAGGUUGUCUAAAUAAAGUAUCUUUAGAAACGAGGCAUGAUUUAACUCCAGAAAGUAAUGCCGUAGGAGCAGACUCUCCAAGAGUGUCAGAAGUCCCUUCUAAGGGAAGUAAGGAAAAAAUACCUGAAGACAAAGACUUUCUUGACUGCACUAAUUCAGUUGCAGAGUGUGUCUCUGUAUGUAUUGAAGAUACAUUUUCUGGUGUGGUUUCCUGCCUUCAAAGUCCAGAAGACUUCUACUGCCAGCAGAUACACAGUGCUCGUCUACUUGCUGAGCUUCAAGUGUCUCUUAAUGAACAUUGUGGCAAAUUUCCCAGUAGUCCAGCUUUCCAUCCUGCUGUUGGAAGUCUGUGCUGUGCCCAGUUCACAGAAGACAAUCUUUGGUAUCGUGGUGUUGUUACAGCAUGUGUUUCUGAAGAUACCGUUUUGGUCGGCUAUAUAGAUUACGGUAAUCUUGAAGCUCUUCCACUGACGAGACUUCAACCUAUGAUUCCAAGAUUAAUGGACUUGCCAGCUCAAGCCAUCAGAUGUGCCUUGGCAGGUGUCAAGCCAGCAGAAGGAGCCUGGACCUCAAAAGCUAUUUCUUUUAUGAACCAAUUGGUGAAAGAUAAAGUGUUAACAGUACAGGUAGUGGAUAAAGAGGAUUAUCGAUCGGUGGUGGAGCUUGUAGAUGCAUCAGUUACUCCAGUAAUAAAUGUAUCAAGCUGUCUCAUAGAGAAGGGAUAUGCAACUGAGGAAUCACAGGUGGCUGUACCAGCGAUUGGAAUGAGGGAUGUCAAGGAAGCAAAUGAGGACACAAUGAACAAAAGAAUUUGCAAGUGGAGUCAAUUAACUCUUAAGCAAACAGUAGAUGUCAUAGUGUGUACGCUGUACAGUCCUGGAGAGUUCUACUGUCAGAUUUCAAAUAACAGUGAGUUGUUUGCUCUAAAGUUACUUAACAAAUCGUUGUCUGAAUACUGUCAGAAAACUCCACCAAAUGUUUUUAAGCCUAAGAAUGGAGAACCUUGCUGUGCUUUUUUCUCUGGUGAUGGUAACUGGUACCGUGCUUUGGUGCAAAACGUUACUUCAGGUAAAACUGUUAAAGUACACUUUGUGGACUAUGGAAACAUUGAGGAAGUACCACUGGAUAAAAUACGGCAGAUCUCAUCCUCAUUCCUAACACUUCCAUUUCAAGGAAUUAAAUGCUGGCUCUCAGGUAUCAAGCCUAGUAGCAGCAAAUGGAUUCCAGAAGCUACAGCAAGAUUUCAUAUGUACACUGCAGGGGUAAAGCUUCAAGCCACAGUAACUUCCCUUUCCAGAGAUGGGGCAGGUGUAGAGCUUAUUGACAAUUCCACAGGUCAUCCAAAAGUGAUCAAUGAGAUAUUAACUUCUGAAAAAUUAGCUGUAAAAGAAGUUCUACAAGAUAAAAAUAAUUUCCCAAACAAAUCUGACAAAAAGCUGGAAAAGUUUGUCAGAAAAGAAACCUCACCUGGGCACUGGAAAUCAGUUGAAUUGGCCACAGGUGAAAGAGUAUCUGUCUGUGUAACCGAAGUUGUAAGCCCAGACCUGUUCUAUGCUGUACCAGUGCAAACUAAAGGUGAGAAAAAUCUACAUAGACAGGUGAAGGAACUGCAGCAGUAUUGCCAAUCUUGUAAGACCCAGUCCUUCAAACCAAAACUAGGUGAAGCCUGUUGUGCCAGGUUUUCAGGUGAUGGCCAUUGGUACAGAGCUCUUGUUCUAAGCACUUCUCAGUCUGCAGUGAAAGUGCUGUACAUGGACUAUGGGAACACAGAAACUUUACCACUUUCAAAGGUGCUGCCAAUCUCCGAUUCCUACCUAGAGCUGCCUUUUCAGACAAUUAUAUGUUCACUUGCAGGAAUAGAGAAAGCUGAGUGGUCUCCAUUAUUACUUGACAAGCUGAAAGAAAUGUUAUUGAAUAAAUGCGUUACAGUUACAGGGAAAGGGACUAAUGGAAAUGUUAAUUUAGUAACAGUGGAGAAACCUGGUGAAAAUGGCAGUCUGAAUGUAGCUGACAAACUGGUAAUGGAAGAUUUGGUCAAAUCUUGCAGCGCUGAAAACUUACCUACUAAACAUCACGGUGAUGGGGGCGAGACCAAAUGCUGCUGCACAGAAUUGAAAAUGCAAGUAAGAUUCAGUCCAAGCAAUACUCACUUUUUUACAAUUCUAGAAUUUAAAAGAAAAACCCUCUAUGGGAA